Molecule: messenger RNA, 1194 nt
Organism: Rasamsonia emersonii CBS 393.64
Lineage: Eukaryota; Fungi; Ascomycota; Eurotiomycetes; Eurotiales; Trichocomaceae
Exons: 1
Coding region: 1-1194 (397 amino acids)
Source: RefSeq, a predicted model, not a curated record
AUGACGGAAAUGUACUCGGGGCUCCAUGCGGGCCAACGAUUCAGCUCGCUCGAAGAUUUCAAGAACUUCAUUCGGAGCAUCUCCGUCAGACAGCAUUGGGAUCUCCGGGUGGUGCGAAGCAACAAGAAGAGUGUCGUCCUUGGCUGUCGCUCCUCUCCCAACUGCUUUUUCCGGGUCGUGUGCCGCGCGAACAAGAAUGCGACUUACAUUACCAGCCUUCAAGAUGCCCACAGUUGUCGUCGAAAUGCGGCGUCGUCGGGGACCCCUGCGCGGUCAGAGGCGUCUCAUGUUCGGUUUCUGCUAAACGAAAUCCCAAAACUGUUCGAUAUGAAGAAUAAGAUCAAGGGCCAGGACGUCGUGGAGGCUGUCAAACGGUAUCAUGGCUACGAUAUCUCCAUGAGACAGGCCCAACGGGCUUUGACCAAAUUACAACCGCGGCAGCCAAAAGCGCCUCAGGAGCAACCCCGGGAUGGCGGAGGAGAUGUGCCGCAGUCGCAGGCAGCGCCACCGGCUCCAGGACAACCAGAGAACGGAGCGGAGUUCACGAAUCUUACGGAGGAUCGAUGGCCUCAGAAUGAGCUUCCGCAUACGCUGGUCCAAGGCGGAGGCAUGGAUCAGAAUGGCACUUCACCGGAUUCUACUGCUGCACCGCAAUCGCAUAGCCAGCCGGUAUCCAUCAUAUCCCACCAGAGCCAGGCACCUCCCUCGGAGUCCAGGUCCGUUCCGCAUCAUCCAUCACAGAUGAAUACGCUGCCACCACCGCCGCAGCAAUUCGCCCAACCACCGACCCAAAAUCAGGUCCCUCCACAAGUACCUCCACCGCAAUCCACCCCCAAGUCCCAGAGACAGCAGCCGCCUCCCCAGAGCGGCCAUCCGGCGGCCGCUCAGUUGGUGCUUACGAACUUCAAGAUCGAGUUCACUUGCACUACGUGUGGUGCCAUGAACCAGUGCUUCUUCCCGAAUCAGGGGAACGUUACGGGCAACAGUUAUCUACCACCACAGCCUGUACCACACCAGAGUAAUCCUCGCGCGCAGCCCGUGGGCGCGGUCACGAAUGAAGCAGCGGGCAACAACACUGCGAACGGGUUUAAUGGCGAUGAGUAUCAAGGCAACCCUGCGGGUCAUGGUCGUAAUAUGCCGUCUCCGUGGGCACCAGGAGGACUCGAGGUGCCAAUCACUCCGGCAAACGGAUGA